Messenger RNA from Crotalus tigris (Tiger rattlesnake), 7893 nucleotides. RefSeq names its product transient receptor potential cation channel subfamily M member 6 (gene TRPM6). Gene Ontology annotation, molecular function: protein serine/threonine kinase activity; ATP binding; monoatomic cation channel activity. Gene Ontology annotation, cellular component: apical plasma membrane. Gene Ontology annotation, biological process: monoatomic cation transmembrane transport; protein phosphorylation; protein tetramerization. Bases 948 to 7109 code for a protein of 2053 amino acids. NCBI's taxonomy places the organism in Eukaryota, Metazoa, Chordata, Lepidosauria, Squamata, Viperidae. The transcript has 40 exons. The record is from RefSeq and is a predicted model, not a curated record.
UCUUAAUAAAGGAUUCCUGUUGGAAGAAUUAUUCCAAGAGUUCUGUCUUCUUAAGAUGCAAAGUGGGGUGGGUCCUUACACUAUGAGAAAGUUUUGCUCAGGGUUCAAAAUAUACCGUAACUGUCUUUUUUGUUUUGUAUAUCCUUUGUUCAAAUAAUUUAGGGCCAAACAUUCAAGUAUUAAUUAUUUUUUUCUUUGUAGAAACUGGAGUUCUCACCAGUGAGAACAGUGCCAAAGGCACUUAACUAUAUUCAGGCUUCUUUUCCUCUUUAUUUUUUUAUAAAUACUAGAAUUUUCCUUGGGGAAAAAAAUCUAACUUUGUACUAUAUAAGCUCAACCACUGUUCAUGAUAUCAAAAUAAGGUUAUUUUGGCUUACAGAAAGUCCUAUCAAUUGUGAUUACAGUUACUCUCCUAUCUUAAAUUAGUAUUUUGAAAAAUCAAGUUUGGCUACUUGGUGAGCCUGAUCAGUUCCUCCCAAAAGUAGGAAGGCUCCAAAAAGUUUGAAACUCUACUCCUUCACAUAUAUUAUUUUAACUUAUGGGCAGGGAGGAACCACACAGUGUUUCAUUUGAGAUGGAAAAGCACAUGCUGGAAUUCAUAACAGACCAAAUUGGAUAGUUUGACCAUGCCCCUUGGCCUGUAUGUUGUUUAUGCAUUUUGCAAGAGAGCCUUAGUAUGUAGCUUCAAGAAUCCUCAAAAGAACUUGGGUCAUAAAGUCAGCUGCCAGUCUCUGAUAGAAGAAAGUGGAACAUUAACCAAUGGUGUAGUCCAAGGAUCAAGCAAAGUGUUCUUUGAGUUUUGAAUGGACUUUCUUUCUUUCUGUGUAUCUGCAACACUUGAAGCAGCUUUCAGGGACUGGAAAAGAGAGAGUACAGCACUGAUUUAUGAGUGCAACUCCAGCCUGUGAAGCUCCAAUUUAUGAAGUAAGGAAGAAACACCGGACAGGAUGAAAGUUCAAGUGAAGUCCCAGAAAUCCUGGAUUGAAGAUGCCUUCAGUAAAAGAGAAUGUGCAAAAAUUGUACCCAGUUCAAAAGAUUCUCACAGAUGUUUUCAACAUUCAACAUUCAUUGGGCCACUGUGCAGAGGUUCUGCAGGAUGUCAAGUAUGCCAGAAUCUAAUUCGAUGUUGUUGUGGUCGGCUAAUUGGUGAUCACCAUGGAAUAGAUUAUGGUUAUCCUGUAUUUCAAUCCGACAAAGAAAAAUAUAAUGUGGAAUGGUCUGUUGAAAAAGAUACAAAGAUUAGUCCAACUGAUGCAUUUGGUACAAUCAAUUUUCAAGACAGUGAUCACACGUACCAUGCCAAGUAUAUCAGAACUUCUUAUGACACAAAGCUAGAUCAGCUGUUGCAGCUCAUGAUUAAAGAAUGGCAGAUGGAAUUUCCCAGACUGGUCAUUUCGAUUCAUGGUGGCGUCCAAAACUUCAAACUUCCAUCUAAACUGGUGCAGCUUUUCAGCAAAGGAUUGGUCAAAGCUGCUGAAACUACAGGAGCUUGGAUAUUAACAGAAGGCAUUAACACCGGAAUAUCUAAGCAUGUGGGAAAUGCAUUGAAAUUCCAUGCCUCUCAAUGUUUAAGAAAGAUCUGUGCUAUUGGAAUUUCCCCUUGGGGCAUCAUUGAAAAUCAGAAAGAACUUAUUGGCAAAGAUGUAGUCUGCCUGUAUCAGACACUUGGCAAUCCUCUUAGCAAGCUGAGCACCCUCAAUGGCAUGCAUUCCCAUUUCAUACUGGUUGAUGAUGGCACAGUGGGAAAGUACGGCAGUCAGAUAAAACUCAGGAGAAAUCUGGAAAAGUAUCUAUCACUUCAAAAAAUACAUACCAGAAUGGGGCAAGGAGUGCCCUUAAUUGGGCUAGUGGUAGAAGGCGGUCCCAGUGAAAUCCUGACAGUCUGGGAAUAUGUCAAGGACACCCCUGCUGUUCCCGUAGUAAUAUGUGAAGGCACCGGAAGAGCUGCAGACCUGCUUGCCUUUACGUAUAAACACACCGCAGAUGACACAAACUGGAACUCUCAACUUAAGGAAAAGAUAUUAUUAAUGAUUCAGAACAGCUUCAGUUUUGGGCAAAAGCAGUCCCAUCAUUUGUUGAAAAUUUUAAUGGAAUGUAUGGAACAUAGGGAUUCUAUAACAAUAUUUGAUGCUGAGUCAGAGGAACAUCAAGACAUGGAUCUGGCAAUCCUGACUGCGCUCUUGAAAGGUACACAUAUGUCUGCUCCAGAUCAGCUCAAUCUGGCUUUGGCUUGGAACAGAUUGGAUAUUGCUAAGAAACAUAUAUUGGUUUAUGGACAACACUGGAAGGUUGGCUCCCUUGAACAAGCAAUGCAGGAUGCCCUGGUUAUGGAUCGUGUGGAAUUUGUGAAAUUGCUAAUAGAACAUGGCGUGAAUCUACACCGCUUCCUUACAAUAUCCCGACUGGAAGAACUAUACAACACUAAACAGGGGCCAACAAAUCUACUUUUGCAUCAUCUUCUUUGUGAUGUGAAACAGAGUACUCUUCCAGUGGACUAUAAAAUAUCGUUGAUUGAUAUUGGAUUGGUUAUAGAAUACUUGAUUGGUGGAGCUUAUCAGAGCAGCUACACAAGAAAACAUUUCAGAAUUUUAUACAAUAAUAUGUACAGGGAACAUAAGAAUCAGGAAGUUGUCUCCAGGCUGGCACAGAACCUCUCGCUUCAUCAGCUUAAUCCGAAUGGGAGUCGAAGUGGAACUGCUGAAAAUACUUUGCAUUCCCAGUUUAUCAGAACAGCUCAGCCGUACAAAUACAAAGAAAAACCAACAAAUCUCCAUAAAUCUAAGAAGAAGAUGAAAGAUGAAUUCACAGUGUCUGAUGACCAAAAGUCAGUGGGCUUUAUUUAUCCUUACAAUGAUCUCUUGGUUUGGGCGGUUUUGAUGAAAAGGCAGAAGAUGGCUAGGUUCUUCUGGCAGCAUGGAAAGGAAGCAAUGGUCAAGGCUGUGGUCGCUUGCAAACUCUACAGAGCCAUGGCACGUGAAGCCAAACAAUGCAACAUGGAGGAUGACACAGCAGAGGAAAUGAAGAAGUAUUCAAAUGAGUUUGGGCAGCUUGCUCUAGAUGUAUUAGAUAAUGCAUUCAAACAAAAUGAGCAGAUGGCCAUGAAGCUGUUGACAUAUGAGCUGAAGAACUGGAGUAACUCAACAUGUCUGAAACUGGCUGUGUCAGUGGGUUUGCGACCUUUUGUGUCUCACACAUGCACCCAGAUGCUGUUGACUGACAUGUGGAUGGGGCGUCUGAAAAUGAGAAAGAAUUCCUGGUUUAAGGUGAUUCUAAGUAUUCUUCUACCUCCGACCAUCUUGAUGCUGGACUUUAAAAGCAAGGCUGAAAUGUCCCAUGUGCCUCAGUCACAAGAAUCCCACCAAUUCACGUGGUAUCAUGGUGAUCCUAACACCACCAAUGAAAAAGAUAACCUAUCAUUGAACAAUUAUGAUUUUGAGAAAGAGGUUGAGAAGCAAGCUGAAAAACAGACUUUCCCCAACAACAAUGAACCACAAAGCCUUCUUGGGACUAGGAAAAUCUUUGAAUUCUACAACGCUCCUAUUGUCAAGUUCUGGUUCCACACGAUGGCCUAUUUAGUCUUUCUCAUGCUGUUUACUUACACAAUCCUGGUGAAGAUGAAACCAACUCCCAGCGCUCAGGAAUGGCUUGUGAUCAUCUACAUUUUUACUACCUUCAUUGAGAAAGUCAGAGAGAUUUUUAUUUCAGAGCCAAGCAAGUUCAUCCAAAAGGUGAAAGUAUGGAUUUAUGAAUACUGGAAUUUUACAGACUUUAUUGCUAUCAUCCUGUUCAUGACUGGUUUUGGUUUGCGCUGGGCUAAUCCUCCACUUCAGACAAUAGGAAGGUUAAUUUAUUGUCUGGACAUAAUAUUCUGGUAUGCUCGACUUCUUGAUUUUUUUGCGGUGAAUCAGCAUGCUGGCCCCUAUCUAACAAUGAUCGGCAAAAUGACAGCAAACAUGUUCUAUAUUGUAAUUAUGAUGGCCAUAGUACUCUUAAGUUUUGGCGUUGCACGAAAAGCAAUCCUGUCUCCGAAUGAGCAGCCAUCAUGGACUCUUGCACGAGAUAUUGUAUUUCAGCCAUAUUGGAUGAUAUUUGGUGAGGUAUAUGCGGGAGAAAUUGAUGCUUGUGAAUUAGAUCAAAACUGUCCUCCAGGCUCGUUCCUCACGCCAUUUCUUCAAGCAGUGUACCUCUUUGUACAAUACAUCAUCAUGGUCAAUCUACUUAUUGCUUUCUUCAAUAAUGUUUAUUUUGAUAUGAAGUCUAUGUCAAACAAACUCUGGAAAUACAACCGUUACCGCUAUAUCAUGACAUACCAUGAAAAGCCAUGGCUACCACCCCCUUUCAUCAUAUUGAGCCACAUUGGUAUUGUGCUAAAUUGCCUUUGCAACCGCCGGCUGCCAAGUGAACUGGAUCAAGAGGAGGAAGAGCAUGUUGAACUCAAACUGUACCUGAGUGAUGAAGAAUUAAAAAAGCUUCAUGAUUUUGAAGAACAGUGUGUCGAACAGUACUUACAUGAAAAGAAAGAAAGCUUUCACUUCAGCAAUAGUGAACAGAUCCGUGUUACAAAUGAAAGAGUUCAAGAAAUGUUUUCACAGCUGAAGGAAAUUCAUGAGAAAGUAAUUUAUAUCAAAGAUGCUUUGCUUGCCUUGGACAGCCAACUGGGACACUUACAGGACCUCUCAGUUUUAACGGUGGAUACUCUCAAAAUCAUUUCAGCUGUGGAUACUUUGCAAGAAGGCGAAGCUUUUCUCUCUGAACAGAAGCACCAGACCUGUAGGAAGCUUCCACAUAGUUGGAGCAACACUCUAUGUUCAAAGGCUUUGAGUUGUAUGGAAAGUGGCAGUAUCAAGUACAAGUACUACAGUAUGCCAACUUCUCUUCAGAGAAACCUAGCCAGAAGCCAUUGGUCACUAGGAGGGAACUGUCCCAUUUUGGGUGCCCUAAACUAUAGUGAAAUCCAAUUAAUCAAGAAAGAUCAAGAACAGGAAGUUGAAAACGGCAUUCUGACUUCGGAGUUAUCUUCGGGGAAUAAAUCAGGCUCUAGAUAUGGACAGUUUCUUCUUGUGCCUCCGGAUCAAAAAGUAGCUUCUGAAGAUGCUGGUUUAAGUUUGGCCUUUUCAACUACUCUGAAUGAGCUUAAGGAUAAGGACUUAAAAGCUAAAGACGAAACGAAGCAGAGUGAAACUGUCCCUCAAUGUCAUGUAUGCAGUGACAACGAGGCGGCCAAAACAAUGCCAGUUAUCAGCCAAGUGCAGGAACUGAAUAUUUCCCUGGCUAAGAAAGAGAAUGAAACUACUGCUGAACAUCAUUUGUCCAUCCAUGCAGUUAAUAGCAUCAGUGAGAUCGCUCAGUCUACUCAUUAUCACUGUGAGGGACCAGGAAAAGGUUAUGUAAAUUGGGGCUUCUUGGAAGACAAUGAAAAGAGAGAUGAGGGCGAUCAGUCAAGACAGCAAUCCUGUCUGCAUUCACUCCAUGACAAAGACAGCAGUUGCAGUCCUCCACACGUGCAGAUCAAGGAAUCCAAAUCCUUCUCGUACAGUUCUGACAUAUCAGAAUACAGUAGUGACAGCCCACCGUCUCACCUCACUUUCCAGCGUAGCAUGUCUGUCUGGAUCAAUCCUCUCAAGAGAAAUUGGCCUUUCUGCAAAGGGAGCAGCUUUUGUGCCCGUGGUGCUGAGAAAACAGCAAAAACCUGCAAAAUAAAAGAAUUUUCAAAAUCUACUCAGCUAUGUCAGUCAGUAUGGGCCAAGGCAAAAUUUAGAAACAAAGAAAGGAGGUCUUCAAGGAAAAAGAGAAAAACUCUUCAAGUUCCAUUGAUUACAGUAGAUAGUUGCCCUCAGAGCAUCCAAGUGAAUUUGGAACCGCUUGACAGUAAACCUGCCGAAGACAAACUGGAACACAGGGCCAAAUGGCUAACUGUGUCUCACUUCAAGCAACUAAGUUUAGAUCAUAUCAGUUGUAUGCAUCAGGAAAUGAAAAAUCAAGAACUAGUGAGGCAGACAGUGCAAAUCUGUGACUACUUGAGACAAUCGCAAGAGGAUUUAAAUAACAGCAUUGCUUGGACUAGGAAGAACAGAAAAAACAAUCUGAGCAGAAGCUACUCGUUGAGAAGUUUGAAUGGAGAUGGCAAUAUCUCACACUCCUUAAAAUCCCCUCAAGAUUUGCACCAUCAUUACUCAGCUGUUGAAAGAAACAAUUUAAUGAGGCUGGCUCAAACAAUCCCUUUCACACCAGUGCAGUUUUUUGCUGGAGAAGAAGUAACGAUUUAUAGACUGGAAGAAAGUUCACCUUUGAACCUUGAUAAAAGCAUGUCCUCUUGGUCACAGCACGGAAUGGCUGCCAUGAUUCAAGUUUUAUCUCAGGAGGAAAUGGAUGGAGGUCUGAGGAGAGCUAUGAAAACUGUCUGUACCUGGUCUGAAAAUAAUGUGCUCAAGUUAGGUGAAGUUUUCAUUGUAAAAUCUUUCCUUCCUGAAGUUGUUCGGACUUGGCAGAAGAUCUUCCAUGAAAGCACUGUCCUCCAUCUGUGUCUCAGAGAAAUACAACAGCAAAGGGCAGCUCAGAAAUUGUUAUAUACCUUCAAUCAAAUGAAGCCUCAUAGCAUUCCAUAUACUCCAAGAUUCCUUGAAGUGUUUUUAAUUUAUUGCCAUUCAGCCAAUCAAUGGCUGACAAUAGAAAAAUAUAUGACAGGAGAAUUCCGCAAGUACAAUAACAACAAUGGAGAUGAAAUCACCCCUAGCAAUUUGCUGGAAGAAGUUAUGCUGGCUUUUUCUCACUGGAGUUAUGAAUAUACCCGAGGAGAACUUCUUGUGUUAGAUUUGCAAGGUGUUGGAGAAAACCUCACAGAUCCAUCUGUUAUUAAACCUGAAGACAAACAAGGGAUGGCCUUUGGACCAGCAAAUCUUGGAGAAGAAGCCUUCAAAAACUUCAUUUCAAAGCAUUGCUGCAAUUCUUGUUGCAGGAAACUCAAACUUCCUGAUUUGAAAAGAAAUGAUUAUGCAUCUGGGAGGGUCAAUCCAGCUUUUGAAAUUGAAAAUGAAGUACCAAUGAAAGCAGGAGAUGAGACUGCAAAUAAUAGGAACAAUGAACCAUCAGAAUUCUAUACUCGGCUGUGAAGGAGGAGCUGCUAAUUUUAUCAUUAGAACUUUUUUUUUUCCUGAAGGGCCAAAUCCUAGGAGCUCCACUACCUCCAUUGUCUGUACUUUUUUAGAAUAAAGAAAUAGAAGCUAUUAAUGUGAAAGUGUGUGCAAAUGAAUUCCUUCUAAAACAAGGACUCUCCUUUGUUUUUAAUGGUUAUAUUCGCCGAGGUCACUGGAGUAAUUGAGACAGUGCCAGUGCUUCAAUUUAUUAAUGUUUAAAAGUGUCACUUAAAAUAAGAAAAGUUCCAAAGUAUGAGAAAUUGGAAGAGUUCCUAGAAACAAUUUUCAAAGAAAUCUCCCAAAUGGCAACCAGAAAUAUUCAAUCCUGGUCAAAUGUGGUCAACAUGUUGACAAAAUGGCCAGAUAAAAGUUGUGGCUCAAAUUUUUCCAAGAAAAGGAGUUCCAAAGUGCAGGAAUUGUGGUAGAAAAAGUCUCCUGCGUAUAUAUUUUAUGAAUAUGUUAUUCAUCUUUUUACUUUAAUGGAGGAUGCUGUAAUUAUGGCUAGCAAUUUUAAUAAGGUUUUGGGUGUUUUGAUUGACCAUGGCUUUACUUCAAGUAAGUUCUGAUCACACACACAGAAAGUAUUUCUUAAAUUUUCAUUUGGUGGAUGUCUGUGAACAUUUGAACCCAUUGCAAUGAGAAUGUACUUUUUUCCCCAGCUCCCUAUCAGACCCAUUUCUUACAUUUUUUUUGUAUCUAGAUUGUCAUUCUUAUGUAUGUGUGUGUGUUUGUGUGUAAAUAAAACCAGUUUUUGUAAAAA